CACACGUCUCUUUUGAGUGGAGAAAGGACCGCAGAGAAUCAUUAAAUGAAAAUGACUUUAAAAUAACAAGUUGGUAUUUUAUUCCGUAAAUAAUGAAAUUUAAAGUAACUUUGUAGUGUCAGGAAAAGGUAAGGAUUAUUUUGCAGUCAUUUUUUUUGUCCAUUCUGACGAAAAAUAUUGAAAAAUGACGCAGUAUUUACCACCAAAUUUGUUGGCGUUGUUUGCCCCACGCGACCCGUUGCGGUUCAUGCCGCCGAACGACAAACUACGGCACGAGAAAAAAGACGAUGGCUACAUGGGAAUGUCGGAGUAUGUUCGUCUAUUUGAGGAUCCAAAAGACACACCCCCUCCAACCCGUGUGGAGACUAAAGAAGAGAAGAAGGACAGAAAGAGAAAAGAGAAGGAAGAAGCCCACAGAGCCAAGGCAGAAGCCGCAAUCACAGACUGGGAGCCUGCAGCAGCCACUAUCGGAGACCCAUUCAAGACGCUAUUCAUCGCAAGGGUUAACUACGACACAUCAGAGUCUAAGCUUCGUCGUGAGUUUGAAUCCUACGGACCUAUCAAGAUGAUCCACGUUGUUCAUGACAAGAAAUCUGGCAAGCCAAGAGGAUAUGCAUUUAUAGAGUAUGAACACGAGAGAGACAUGCACAAUGCCUACAAGUAUGCUGACGGCAAGAAGAUUGAUGGGAGGAGAGUCUUGGUGGAUGUUAUGAGAGAGGGGACGGUUAAAGGAUGGUUGCCACGGAGACUAGGUGGUGGAUUGGGAGGAACUAGACGAGGUGGCCCUGAAAACAAUGUCCGUCACUCUGGAAGGGAGGAACCUUCACAAGCAGCAGCUGCAAGAGAUGAAGAGGAUCGAGACAAAAAUCAACACGAACGACCAGAUCGCAGCAGGAGCCAUGAUCGAGACAGGGAGCGCCGCCGGGAGCGUGUCGAUAGAGAUAGUAGAGACAUGGACCGCGGAAGAAGGGAUCGAGGAGACAGAGGGGAUCGAGGAGAUAGGGGAGACAGAGGAGAUAGGGGUGAUAGGGAUCGGGAUCGUGACAGAGAGCGCAGGGAGCGGGACCGUGAUCGAGACCGUGAUCGCGAUCGUGAUCGUGAUCGCGAUCGGGACCGCGAUCGGGACCGUGAUCGGGAAAGGCGCAGGAGGGACCGUGAUCGAGAGCGAGAGGGUGAACGAGACGUUGAAAAAGAAGGCGUCGAAGCAGAAAAUGAUGACAAGGACCAGGACAAGGACCUCCAAGAAGCCAUUGAGAGAGAUCGCGACAGGGACCGCGGACGAGACCGUGACAAGGACCGUGACAAAGACCGUGACCGACGAAGGCGAGAUCGCGACAGGGAUCGUGACCGUGGUGAUCGUGGUGACCGUGACCGAGACCGGGACAGACGUGACAGGGACCGCGGACGUGACCGUAAGCGAGAACGUGAUCGUACCGAUUAUGGAGACGAGGAGCCACCAGAUGUCAAGGUUAAGAUUGAAGGAGCUGAGGAUGUUGGCCUGGUAUCGUAUCCACCUGACGAUGAAGAAGAGGUGCCUCAAGAUGAGGAUGAGGUUAAAAUCAAGAAGGAAAAGCUAGACUUAGGAUAUGGUGACGUUGAGACUGCCAAUGGUUACCAACAAGAGUAGAUUCGCAAUCAUUUUAAACCUCAAGGAAUUUCUGGACUAACCUUCAUACAAACUUAAAAAGCUUAAAAGUGCUUUGUGUUGUAAGUUGUUCUUUUUAGUGGUUUAUGUUUCCAUUUUUAAAACUUGCUAGAUGUCUUUUUGUUUGUUUUUUAAAUACAGGACCGAUAAACUUUUUUUAUACAGUUCAUGUGAUGUUUUUCUUGUUGAUUUUUUUUUCUUCCCUGUGUGUUAUGAGUCUAACAUGUCUUUUAUGUAUGCUAGGAGGUGAGUUUUUGUAUCAAUAAUUUGACCUCUGACAUUGUUUGUUUACAAAAUAGACCCCAUUGCCAACAAAUUGCUAGAGAAAAUACGAGAGAUCAAAAUCAAUGUCAUGGCUCAGUUACCAUUAGGCCUAGUUAUAUAGUUGUUCUAUAUUAUGCAGUGCUUGAAAAAUGAAAAAAUUGUUCUGCAGAGCAACAUUGUAAAAGGAUCAAAUGUAGUUUUUCUACACUUGUUCUAUAUUUAUUUAGGCCCUGUAAACAAAACAACAACAAAUUUGACAGUGGUUUGUGUUACUUUAUUAUCUUACAUGUAGCUAUGUUUACAAUACGCAUUUCAAACGGAGUGUUACUUAUACUUGGUGGUUGGAGACUUACAUGGACCUUAUAGCAAAUACUUGAUAUGCACGCGUUAGACAUGUUAGACGACAGAGAAGUUGAAUGAAGUGCAUGCUGGUCUAGCUAGCCAUAUAGUUUGAUCGCUAGCUAGACCAGCAUGCACCUAAUUCAACACCUUGCACAAUGGGUAAUUGCGAAAAGGUCUUUGUAAAUUCAUCUUCUCUGCUUUUUGUGCUUUCACAGAAUUUCUUAUGAUCUAAGCAGAAAAUUGUCAUUGUCUGCUUAGCAAAAAUUGCAGGAAACCAGUCACAGACGGUGUUUAUGAUGGUAAUCUUGUUAUGGUAAGCAACAUUUUGUGUGCUUAGCUCAUUUUUGUGCUAAAGUAACUCCAUAAACCUAUUGUUCCAAUGUCUCCCAUAGAGUUUUCACUGACUAGUUUGAUUAACUUAUUUACUUCAUUGAAUGAAACAAAACUUUCAAAAACUACAUUAAGUAGGAUUCAAAACCUAGCAGCUGUUAGAAAUGUCGGAUUUGUCAAACGUAAGGAGUGGAAGUUUGGGAAGUAAUCUCCGAUGAGCUAUAAUGUUCCACGGAAAAUCAUACACAGACAUUGUUGAUCAUCUUGCUAUUUGUUGAGGUUGGGUAAAGCAUACAUGAGAAACAUGAUAUCAAAUCAUACUUAUUAAUGAAAUAGUAAAAUUAUGCAUUCCUGUGAAAUUUUGUAAAUGCAUUAAUUUUGUUUAAAAUAAAAUGGAGCUUUAGGGAAGGGCUGACCUGUGAAAAAUAAAGUGUCAUUUAAUGAA
Molecule: messenger RNA, 3026 nt
Organism: Asterias rubens (European starfish)
Lineage: Eukaryota; Metazoa; Echinodermata; Asteroidea; Forcipulatida; Asteriidae
Product: U1 small nuclear ribonucleoprotein 70 kDa-like
Exons: 8
Coding region: 185-1627 (480 amino acids)
Biological process (GO): mRNA splicing, via spliceosome
Cellular component (GO): U2-type prespliceosome; U1 snRNP; precatalytic spliceosome
Molecular function (GO): U1 snRNA binding; mRNA binding
Source: RefSeq, a predicted model, not a curated record